Molecule: messenger RNA, 1128 nt
Organism: Acomys russatus (golden spiny mouse)
Lineage: Eukaryota; Metazoa; Chordata; Mammalia; Rodentia; Muridae
Product: polyadenylate-binding protein 4-like
Biological process (GO): DNA damage response; protein polyubiquitination; regulation of double-strand break repair
Cellular component (GO): nucleus
Molecular function (GO): RNA binding
Source: RefSeq, a predicted model, not a curated record
CCCAACGGCUUUGUCUGUUUCUCAUCUCCGGAAGAGGCUACCAAAGCGGUCACAGAGAUGAACGGACGCAUCGUGGGCUCCAAGCCACUCUACGUCGCCCUGGCCCAGAGGAAGGGAGAGUGGAAGGCUCACCUGACCAACCAGUACAUGCAGCGCGUGGCUGGCAUGAGAGCGCUCCCCGCCAAUGCCAUCUUAUAUCAGUUCCAGCCUGUAGCUGGCUGCUACUUUGUGCCAGCAGUGCCACAGGCACAGUGAAGACCUCCAUAUUACCCUAACCAGUUAGCACAGAUGAGACCUAAUCCACGCUGGCAGCAAGGCGGGAGACUUCAAGGCUUCCAAGGACUGCCGAGUGCUCUGCGGCAGUCUGGGCCUCAUCCGGCUCUUCGCCAUCUGGCUCCAACUGGUAAUGCUCCAGCCUCUCGUGGCUUUCCUACCACCGCUCAGAGAGUCGAGUCUGAGUGCCCGGACCGCUUGGCUAUGGACUUUGGUGGGGCUGGUGCCGUCCAGCAAGGGCUGACUGACAGCUGCCAGUCUGGAGGCGUUCCUGAGGCUGUACCAAACCUUGUGCCUCGUGCUACGGUUGCUGCUGCUGCUCCCAGGGCUGUGGCUCCACACAAAUACGCCUCCAGCGUCCGCAACCCUCACCCUGCCAUUCAGCCGCUGCAGGCCCCGCAGCCUGCAGUCCAUGUCAGGGGUCAGGAACCCCUGACGACCUCUAUGCUGGCCGCAGCACCGCCCCAGGAACAGAAGCAGAUGCUGGGGGAGCGAUUGUUACCACUUAUCCAAACAAUGCAUUCAAAUCUAGCUGGAAAGAUCACAGGGAUGCUGCUGGAGAUUGACAACUCUGAGCUACUGCACAUGCUGGAGUCCCCUGAGUCCCUCUGUUCCAAGGCGGAUGAAGCUGUGACAGUCCUACAGGCUCAUCAUGCCAAGAAAGAAGCUGCCCAGAAGGUGGGCACUGUUGUUGCUGCUGCUGCUACCUCUUAGACAAGGAAAAAGAGUCAAAAGCCAAAUAACCCCUCAUGGCGUUCAGCCGAGGUCUGAGGACGUCCUGGUUGCUCUGUGGACCUCCACACCAAGAACCAUGCGCUGCAAAUUCAAUAGGUCAUUUUGUAUCCAAAGAUCAAU